Messenger RNA from Lodderomyces margitis, 2703 nucleotides. RefSeq names its product Ase1p (gene ASE1). The record is from RefSeq and is a predicted model, not a curated record. Gene Ontology annotation, biological process: microtubule cytoskeleton organization; mitotic spindle midzone assembly. Gene Ontology annotation, cellular component: spindle; mitotic spindle midzone; cytoplasm. NCBI's taxonomy places the organism in Eukaryota, Fungi, Ascomycota, Pichiomycetes, Serinales, Debaryomycetaceae. The coding region runs from base 1 to 2703 and encodes 900 amino acids. The transcript has a single exon. Gene Ontology annotation, molecular function: microtubule binding.
AUGGCAUCGAUACAGAGUACGCCAAAAUCCCACUCCAAUAAUAGCCAAGUGACGACUGAGUACUUUCGACUGUGCUCUAGGUCUCCCAUUGAAGAAAUAGAACGGAUGGUUCUGCUGUCAACAUUGGCAGCUGAUGACCAAAGUCGACUACAGGAGGGCAAUGAUGAUGAUGAAGAUAUGAAUUCGCAAUUUGACUCCAUUGAAUUCAAAAUUAACAAUGCCAUACUGGAAUUGGAGUCGAUAUACAAAGUUAUCGGCUACUCAUCAUCGGAAAUGAAAUUGAAAAAAGCAGAAAUAUUCACCAUUGUUCAGGAUACAAUCAAUAAUUUUGCAAACAAUCUACAGCGGGAGAAGAAUACCAUUGAAAACGAAUGUGAGUGGUUAAAACAACAGAUUCAAGUUAUAUUAUCGAUGGUGAACGAUUCAAAAGGAGACAAGUCACUAUCACUAUUACAAAAGGGUCUUGUGUUCAAUAAUCAUCAACAGUAUAUUGAUGGUUACAAAGAGCAGAUUUUAUCAAAGAUGACAAGUUCCGCAUUUCAACAAUCAAAGCUUGGUGAUGAAUUGACGUUGGAGCAGCAAUACGAUUACAUGGUUAAAAACAUUCCAGAAUUGAAUCUUUUAGAACUGAGGUCCAGAUUGAAUGUAAUUUUUAUUGAUGUUUUGAAAAUAUUUGUCAGAUUAUACAAGCAAUAUAAUUCCCUAAAUAUAGAAUGUGCAAAACUUGUCGUUACAAUUGGAAUUUCAGAAUUUGAUCCUCAAGUGAUUAGCACAAUGCCGCCCUUGAAUGAAGCCGAAAUGCAUCGUGAAGUGAUGGAGGAGUUUGGUAACUUGAUUAUGACCAUCAACACUACUCAAACUCCAGAUCAAAAUGAAAAUGACAUAUUUGUCCUAGCUAGUCCUGUCAAGUCAUCAUCACUGCAAGAAUCAAACUAUACACAUGAUGGAUCCAGCCAGGUCAAUAUAAAGCGAUUAAGAGAGGUUAAUUACCAAUUGGUUCGAAUAAUGCGAAGCUUGAAAUUCACCAGAAUCUCUACAGACUUGAUCCAGAGUUUGCAGAGGGAGAUUAAGGUAGGACGUGAACUGUUGGAUGUUAGGAAAAGCACCAUUGUCGAAGUUAUUCACAAAUGUCUUGAUUCUAUUGAAUUCCUUCAACUUUCAGAUGAUCACUUGGCUGAACUACAGAAGAAUGAAAUAGGUGGAAAUGAAGGUUUUCUAGACAGGCAGACAUUGGGGUUAAUACUACGUGAUCCUCUAGAGUUUGGCUUACACGAUGAAAAUAUUAAUCAUCUAAUACAGAUUCAAAAUUUGGUUGAUGCCAAAAUUACUGAAAAGCGCGACAAAUGGAAAUCAUAUUCAGACUCAUGUAUGCAGUUGUGGAAACGUCUUGGAGAGAGCGACGAGUACAUUGAUAAUUUUAUGCUGAGCAAUAACAAUUUAUCAGAUCUUUCCCUCCUUAACUUCAAAAUGGAAUUGAAUAGGCUUUAUAUUAAGAGAUCGGAGUAUAUCGAAAGUUUCAUAUCUGAUACCAGAGUUGAAAUUGAAAGUCUUUGGGAUAAGAUGUUUUACUCGCAAGGAAUGCGGUCUGAGUUUCAGUAUUUUAACUAUGAUCCUGAUAAUGACGACGGGGAAGACAAAGAGACGGUAUUAAAUAUCCAUGAAGACGAAGUCAAGAAGUUGAAUGAAGAAUACAACCAGAAAGCGCCGGUAUUGCAGGUAUAUGACGAAUUGCAAGACCUUAUCAAGGAUCAGAAAUUCCUCCAGGAGAGCUCACGCGAUUCUUCAAGAUUACUAAGCAAGAACUCGUGUAAAAUUUUGCUUAAUGAAGAGAAAAUACGGAAACGAAUCAAUAAAACUAUGCCACGGGUGAUUGAAUCGUUGAAACUGGAGGUGAAAAAGUAUAACAAUCGCGUUGUCCAAGAGGGAAAGAGAACCUUAAUGAUGAACAGCAAGGACUUUUUUGAAGAAGUCUUGCGUCUCGAAUCAGAGCUUUUGAAUUCGGGAAGUAAUAGAGUCAAGCCCAAAUCAGCUUCGACAUCACCAAUCAAGAGACCCAAUACUUCGUCGAGAAACUUUUCGCCUGAAAAGAAGCCCAAACUGCGGUUCAUGUCGACAAAAAUACCUCCUGCUGCGCCAACUGGCACUAGAGCUAAAAUAAUCAAGUCGCCAACAAAUACACGCCAGACAACAUCAACAACCACCGCAAGAGCUAACAUUCAUACAAAUUCAACCACCAACAAUAGCACUACCCUAAGGUCUUUGCUCAGUUCGCUGUCUAAUAGCGCCAUAAAUUCAUCUACCUUAAGUGCAAAUAGUCCAAUAUCUGCAACACGCACUAGUUCAUUCACGUCCAAACCUCCAACAACUGAAUUGAAACCGCUUACAUCACCAUUAAAGAUGUCAACCACGAAUUUGAAUACCCAGGGCAACAGUAGAAGCAUUAAGCGAUUUACAAAUAGGCCAAAUCAGUAUAGUAGUGGAACUUCGGAAGAAAAGGAGAAUAAUAGUACUGAUACUUACAGCAACAACAACAACAACAAUAUUGGGAAGAUAGAUGAGAUUGCGCCAGGUUUUGUUGGUUGUCUGCGUGAAAGAGUAAGCAGCGUGGGGACGACAAGUAUAGGCAACGACACUUCGACGAUGAUUGGUGAUGACUAUUUUGCUUGGCGUGAUGAAAAAAUUAAACAACUAAAUGAUAUAUGA